AUGGGUACCGUGCUAUCGCUUUCUCCCAGCUACCGCAAGGCUGCUCUGUUCGAGGAUGGUCCAGCUACUGUGGGCCAUUACACAGCCGUUCAGAACAGCAAGAAUGCCAAGGAUGUGGCAGCAGCAGCCAAGUCCCUGAAACGACCCUCCAUUAUUAAUGCUUUGCCAUGGAAACGUAUAGUGGCAGUGUCGGCAAAAAGGAAGGGAUCCAGAAAGCUUCAAUCAGAGGGAGGAGAUGGUGGCAAGGGGAGCUCACCAGAUGGCCAUGGAGCCACCACAACUAUCUCAGCUUCCAGCAGCUUGAAGCUGAAAAAGUCUCAGUCCUGUGCUAACCUCUCAUCUUUUCCAUCCAGCCAUGACCCCUCAACUACCAAUACCACUACCUCCUCUCAAAUGCCCACCUCCAAGACCCUGACAAACGUAGCUACUGUCAUGGCCAAAAAGAAUUCCCUGUCAGGUCAUGGAAUCCAGCCUCCCACUUCCACUGGCACUCCAAAACGUGUCAUUGUCCAGGCCUCUACCAGUGAAUUAAUGCGAAGCCUGGGGGAGUUCCUGUGUCGCCGUUGUUACAGACUGAAGCGUCUGUCCCCAACUGAUCCAGUGCUGUGGCUGCGCAGUGUGGACCGCUCCCUCCUCUUGCAAGGCUGGCAGGAUCAGGGCUUCAUUACCCCAGCCAACGUGGUCUUCCUCUAUAUGCUUUGCCGAGAUGUGGUCUCGGCCGAGGUGGCCUCAGAGCGCGAGCUGCAAGCCUCACUUCUCACCUGUCUCUACCUGUCCUACUCUUACAUGGGCAAUGAGAUCUCCUACCCACUGAAGCCCUUCCUGGUUGAAGCAGAGAAGGAAGCCUUCUGGGACCGCUGCCUGGAGAUCAUCAACUGUAUGAGUGGCAAGAUGCUUCAGAUCAACACCGACCCACACUUCUUUACCCAGGUGUUUGCAGACCUGAAGAAUGAGAGCAAGAAAGAAGAGGAGAAGACCAAACUCCUCAUAGGCCUUGAUCGAUAA
Menidia menidia (Atlantic silverside) is the source of this 1005-nucleotide messenger RNA. NCBI's taxonomy places the organism in Eukaryota, Metazoa, Chordata, Actinopteri, Atheriniformes, Atherinopsidae. The record is from the annotation of a GenBank genome assembly.